AUGGAUCCUGGAGUCUCAGAGCCGGACUCGGACCCUCAGAACCAGGAGCCGGAGCUGGACCCGGUGCUGGUUUGGGCCCCCAGUGGGAGGCGUCUGGUCUCCGGCCUGCUGGGUCUGAACCUGGUGCUGCUGGGAGCCGCCCUGGUGGCCGGACAGGCUUUCCACCCCGAGGGCCUGAAGCACCAGGAGCCGGAGGUGUUCCUGCUGGUGCUGAUGGGGCUCAGCCUGGUCUGGAUGCUCUGGUACCUGCUGUGGGCCCGGAAGCAGCCCGGCGUGUGCCCACACCAGGACCACCACGCUGGGGGGGUCACUGUCAUCGUGGUUCUGGUGCUGUUCGCCGCCUGCAGCCUGCUGCUGUACGUGUGCAGAGUGGGUUAUCUGAUGAGCGUGAGGGAGUGUAAACCUGCUGCCACCCUCAUCUCUCCAUUCAUAGAGUCGCCUUUUCUGGCUCUGCAGACGUAUUUGCUGUGGGCUCAUUCCAAAGACUGCAUUCACAAACACAAAAUCGUCACCAGGUCGGGACUGAUGGUGAUCCUGUCGGCCGACCUGCUGCUGUGGUUGAACGCCGUGACCGAGGACUCCAUCCACGAAGAGAUCGAGUUAGAAAAACAAGACAGUCUCGCGUUCAGCAGCACAAAGUCACCUGAAGAUGACGACGUGGAUUUAGCAGGGAACUCUUCGUUGUGUCAGUGCAGUGGCAGUGCAGCCUGUCUGGCCUUCAGGAAAGGCUUCGAGAUCCUCUAUCCCUUCAACAUCGAGUUCUACCUGAUGGCCGGCUGCAUGAUCUACGUGAUCUGGAAGAACGUUGGUCGCAGGAUGAGUCCGGACCCGCACCACGCUGCCAAGAAGUUCAGCCUCCAAGUCCUCUGCAAGGGCGGGAUAAUAUUCGGCCCGGUGUUCGGUGGUCUGGUCCUGGUGGCAGGGAUCACCGUCUUCAUCCUCUACCAGGUCUGGGUGAGUCAGAGGGAGCUCCGCCAAACCGCCUUCCUCAUCUUCUACGGCUACCAUCUGGCCAUCAUGCCCGUCAUGUCGCUCUGCUCGCUGGCCGGGGUGCUGGUCCACCGGCUGGAGAGGAGGGCUCACGAGGGAGGACACAACCCGACCCGCAGCCUGGACGUGAUGCUGCUGGUGGCGGCGGCUCUCGGCCAGCUCGCCUUGUCCUACUUCUCGCUGGUGGCGGCGCUGGCCGUGGGCACCCAGGGGCCUCUGGGGGACCUGGACCUGUCCUACUCCCUCCUCAGCCUGCUGGAGCUCAUCCUCCAGAACAUCUUCAUCAUCGAGGGCCUCCACAGGCAUCCGCACCUGCUCGCCAAGAAGAAGGACAAGAGAAGCAUCUUCAAGUUAAAGAAAAAGGUCGUACAAGAGGAGAGGAUCACGAAUGCUUCGCUGCUGGAGGGGAACACGUUGGCGCCACCUGCUGCCCAAGAGCAUGAUGGGAAAAAAACCUGGACCAAAAGAGCCACGCAGGAGAUCUGCGCUUUCCUCAUCCUCUCCAACAUCAUGCUCUGGGUGAUUCCUGCGUUCGGAGUUCACCCACAGUUCGAGAACGGUUUGGGGAAGCAGUUCUUCGGGUUCUCCGCCUGGUUCGUCCUGGUGAAUCUGGGCCAGCCGCUCGGAGUUUUCUACAGGAUGCACUCAGUGGCAGCGUUGAUGGAGCUGCUCAUCUCUGCAUGACGAGUGUCUGAGACCAACUUCAUCUCUAGACGAAACGUGUCUGAAGAUUCUUCGUCAUCCAGCUCACGGUUAUUCUCGUGGAUUAAUCGUAGCAACUGGACUCGCUUCAGUUCCUUGAAGACCUUUCAUCAGUCAGAAACCGUUCAGAACUGAUGAAGCCUCUUGGAUGAGACGUGAAACAUCUUCACGGAACUCAAGCAAGUCCAGCUGCGACGAUUAAUUCACGAGAAUACUCGAGACAAAACCAAGACUUGAAUACCAGCUGGGUGAAACAGGCCCAGAACCGAACCCAGAAAGCCCAUGUUUACACCACAUCCUCUGGCUUGAUUAAUCACACAUUCAUUAAGAUCUGAACAUGACAAACCCUCGAAGCGUUGGGGUCGGACCAUCCCAGUGUAUAUCGGGGUUUUCACUGAUUUUGGGGGGAGUCAGGUAGACAAAAAUACAAAACAGUAAAACUUGUGUUGACUUGAACACGUUAAACGGAGACCAGAGUCAGUAGUGUGUCACCAAUAGUAUGACCAAGUGGCUAUAGUUUCAAUCUUUCUAAUGAUGUGCAGGCAGGUUGGUGAAGUGUGCUAAUAUUAAACGCACAGAGCUAAAUAAUCUAAAAAGAAGUGGUGCUGCUCAUCCAAAAUGCAACAGAGUGAAUCCAAAAUCUUGCCCUGAACUUUUGGGGAUGAACUGAAAUGUCGACCCUGCAGCAGAUCCAACAUCUGCAAAGACUGAAACCAGCGGAGUGGAGGCUGUUACAGCAGCAGGUGAUGCCCACAGUGUUGUAAGAAGACAUUGGUGUAAUACGCAGGUGUCCACGUAUUUUGGGUUGUAUGUUGUUUGUCCUGAUAACGCACACAGAACUUACAAACCUCUAAAAAACUGAGCAAAGAUUUUAGGGUCUUCUGGAAAAAUCUUGAGCCACAAAAACAGGCCAAAAAAUGGUCUGAACCCCACAGAGUUAGUCCGGAUCACUGAGAAAGACUAAAUCCUUCUCCAAGAUCCUGUAAAAUCAGCAUAAAACCAUGUGCAAACCAUUCCAGAACCAAGUGAGAAACCAGUGCAACAUUAGUCCAAACAGAGCCCCAACCCAGUUCAAAGCAAACAGCUUGAAAUCAACUCCAAAAAAAGUUUAAAACCAAGUGGGAAGAAGAGUCUGGAAACAAGUUCAAAGUCAUUCUAAACCAGUACAAAACCAUUUAAAAACCAAGUCUGUACCCAGUCCAAAUCCAUCUGAAAACCAGGUCUGUAACCAGUCCAAAACCAGGACCAGAACAAGUCCAAAACCAGAUACCAAACUUUCCCAAACCACUGCAAAAACCAGUUUGGACCCAAGUCUGAAGACAGUCCAACAACAAGUGCCAGACCAGUCUAGAACAAAGUCCAAAACAAAGUCCCAAACUAGUUUAGAACAAAGUCCAGAACCAAUCCAAAACUAAGUACCAAACUAGUUUAGAACAAAGUCCAGAACCAGUCCAAAACUAAGUCAGAGACCAGUCUAAAACAAGUCCUAAACCAUUUCAAAACCAGUUGAAAUCAGUAAAAAAAAACUAAGUCCAGAACAAAUCCAAAAUCAGCCCAAAACCAAGUACCAAACUAGACUAGAACAAAGUCUAGAACAAGUCCAAAAUCAAGUCGGAGACCAGCCUAAAAUCAUGUACUGAACCAGUCCAAAACUAAGUCAAAACCACUCUAAACCCAAAUUUAAACCUGUACAAAACAGAGUACCAAACUAGUCUAAAACCAACUCCAAAACCAGUCCAAAUCCCAGACUAAAAGAAGUCCAAGACCAAACCAGCAAAAAACAAACUCCAGAGCCAGUCCAAAACCAAUUCAAAUACCAAGCUUGAAACCAGUCCACAACAAUUUCAAAACCAAGUGCCAACCAGUCCAGAACAAAGUCCAGAACCAGUCCAACCAGCUUAAAAACAAGAACCAAAGUGGUAUAAAUCCAAGUCCAAAAUCAGUUAAAACUAGUCCAAAACCAAGCCUCAGAUCAUUUCAAGACCAGUUAAAUCAGUACAAAACUAAGACUAAAACCGAGGUAAACCGAGUCCAAUAAAAGUCCCAAACCAAGUCCAGAACCAGGGAGUAAAGAAGAACCCUGAUCUCAGCAUCAUGGAGUCGGUCUGGAUUACUCGAGGAGACUGAAGAACUGUGGCAGGUUCUGUGUUUGUUCUCCAAGAUGCUGCAGAAGCUUCCUGAUGAGGACCUGGAUCAACUCUGUACAAGUUUACUGAAGAGAUCUUUGCUGUGUUCAAGGUUCUACAUAUGAACCAUGGAUCUGUUUUGUUAAAUAAGAAAUACUGAUGAAAUAGUUUUUGAACCACGACUACUUUGAACUUUUCUAAGUCACCUGUGAACUCCUUUAAACAAGAACUAAGACCAAAACCUUCCAGUCGUGUUGGAUUACUAUAGAACCACUAAACUUCAUUUUUCUCGCGCAGCUUUUUCAAUGCUGACGUCAACACACUCAAAAUAAAGCUCAGUCUUGGCACUUCAA
Molecule: messenger RNA, 4171 nt
Organism: Stegastes partitus (bicolor damselfish)
Lineage: Eukaryota; Metazoa; Chordata; Actinopteri; Pomacentridae
Product: otopetrin-3-like
Exons: 7
Coding region: 1-1674 (557 amino acids)
Biological process (GO): proton transmembrane transport
Cellular component (GO): membrane
Molecular function (GO): proton channel activity
Source: RefSeq, a predicted model, not a curated record